Molecule: messenger RNA, 9674 nt
Organism: Petromyzon marinus (sea lamprey)
Lineage: Eukaryota; Metazoa; Chordata; Hyperoartia; Petromyzontiformes; Petromyzontidae
Product: tyrosine-protein phosphatase non-receptor type 14-like
Biological process (GO): protein dephosphorylation
Cellular component (GO): cytoskeleton; cytoplasm
Molecular function (GO): protein tyrosine phosphatase activity
Source: RefSeq, a predicted model, not a curated record
AUGCCGUUCGGCCUGCUCAAGCGGACGAGGCGCUACAACGUGUCGGGCCGAGCCUGCUUCGUGACGCGCAUCCGCCUGCUCGAUGACUCGGUGGUGGAGUGCACGCUGUCGGCCGAGGGGACGGGCCGAGAGUGCCUGGAGGCCGUGGCGCAGAGGCUGGAGCUGCAAGAGGUGCUGCUCUUCGGACUGUGGUACCGGACUCGGCAUCGGCAGAUGCGCUGGGCCGAGAUGGAGAAGCCGCUCAAGAAGCAGCUGGAGAAGCACGGCUGCGAGUCCGUGGUCAACUUCGGAGUCAUGUUCUGCGUCCCGAGCUGCGCUCUACCGCAGCAGGAGGCCACCAGAUACCAGUACUACCUGCAGCUGAAGAAGGCGGUGGUGGAGGGACAGCUGCUGUGCACCUUUGAGCAGGGCGUCCGUCUGGCAGCUCUCUCCGUUCAGGCAAAUUUCGGAGACCACGAUCAGCGUGAAUCGCAGGACUUUCUCCGAGACUACGUGCUCUUUCCCCUGGCCUGGUCUCAGGAUGAUCGAAUAGUGGAGGAACUCACGCAAAAGGUAGCUGCCUUUCACCAAAAGCACAGAGGCAUGAGGCCAGCGGAGGCAGAGCUGUUGUACAUCCAGGAGGCAGAGAAGCUGGAGGGCUAUGGGGAAGAGAGCUUCUCAGCCAAGGACACAUCCGGCAGCGACGUUCUGCUGGGGACAUCGUACAACGGAGUGUUUGUCCGCCACCGGAACGAAAAACCUCCUGUCACGUUCAGAAAAACCACGAUUAAGCACGCGCAAGACUCAAACUCACGCUUUCCCUGUCGGAAGUGGAGCAACAUCUCGCACGUGUCUCAUAGCAAGUCCGCCUUGGUGAUCGAGCUCACCGGCCGUGUGGAGAGCCUGCAUUACCAGCUGGAGGACAUCGAGACCGCAAAGUAUCUGUCGCGGGUAAUCGAGGCGCGUCACAAGUUCUACACGCUGAACAAAAACCUCACCAUGCCAAAGCCACCCGAACCGUCCCCAACCGCGGCGAGGCGCAGGACCACGCUGAAGCGCAUCCCGUCGCAGGUGCAAAGCCAUCCCAUCGUUCCGGCUCCCCUGCAGAUUCCCUACGGCAAUCGCUACCCGGAACCACACCUGGCCUCUCAAGACAACAUCUUCUACCCCAACGAGGACGGCUACUACUACCGCUCGCAGACGAGCCUGGACCACGUGCACGUGAACGGAGGCGGCGGAGGCGGCGGCGGCGGCCGCCUGCCCAACGGCAGCGUGUACAGCGCGCCCAGCGUCAACUCGCUGAACCACUUCGCCCAGGCGUCGCCCAUGUCCUCCGACCUCAGCAUCCCGGGCAGCGAGGCCGCGGCCGGCGUCCUCGCGCGGCCGCCAGAGCCCCUGCAGCAGCGGCACAGCGCGCUCGUCAUGCCCUCCUACCGGCCGACGCCGGACUACGACACGGUGAUGCGGCAGGCCGGACGCUUCGGCAUGCCGUGCCGGGCCGACGGCAACGUGGGGUACGCGGCCGGCGGCGGCGGCGGCGGCGGCGGCGGCGGUGGCGCCGUGCGAUCCGGCGGUGGACCCUGGCUCGGGGAGGCUUACGCUUACGGCCGCGCCGCAACUCUCGCGUACAGCCAGCCGGAAAUCCGGCAAGGCCAGUACGAGCAGCGGCCACCUUACUUCUACCUGCACCAGCAACAUCAGCACCUGCAUCAGCAGCAGCAGCAGCAGCAACAGCAGCAGCAGCAACAGCAGCAGCAGCAACAACAGCAGCAACAAAUGCUGUGCAUCAAGAGCAGCCACCCGCAGCUCCCGUACGGACAUCAGCAGCUGCCGCCCUUCGGCCCGGGUGCGCCGUCGCAGCUGUGUGCCACGCAGUCGGUGAUCGGCAACGCGGAGAUCUUCCAUGCGGUGAGCACGCCGGAGCUCGCCGUCGACCCGUCGCAGUACCCGCCGCAGGUGGCGGCCAUGCUGCGCAACCACUUCUCCCGCCCGCCUCCGCCCUACCCGACCCCUCGUCCCGCCGCGAGCACGCCGGACCUCAUCAGCCACCAGCGCUCGUUCGCGGGCGCCGCCAGCGCUAACGGCGGGUACCACCAGCACCAGCACCACCGCGAGCGAAUGUUCGCGGAGCCCAUCGUGCACCCCGUCUACCGGCAAAACACCGUUCCCCAGCUCUCGACCGGCGGGACCGAGUCUCUGACGGCUGCCGGGCAGUCCCCCGUGGAGCUGUGCGAUGCCGCCGGGGUCGGCUACGGCGGUGGCGGUGGAGGAGCGGGGCCGACUCGUGAAGGGGCGCUGGGCUCGUCGCGCAGGAGGGGCGCCGCGGGCGUGCGCAAGCGCUACAGCCUCGAGGUGAACAGCAGCGUGGUGCGGGACAUGGAAGCACUGUCGCUGCGCGACCGCGCCGUGUCCAGCCUGGCCAUAGGAACAAGCAGCCCCUACCAGCACCAGCAACAGCAGCAACAGCAGCAGCUGCCGGCGCAUUACUACAACGGGCAGGCGCUGCUCGUCGGAAACGGAGAGCACACGGACGGGCUCCAGCCACCCCCUAGGCCACCGUUCGAGCUGCCAGCGCAGUCCUACCAGCACAACCUCGCGUACAGCCCGCAGCUGCAGGCCAUGCUGGCGCGGCUGCCGAACAAGCCCCCGCCGGAAUACCCGCGCCGCGAGGCCACGCUGCCUCCUCCGCCCCCGCCGCUGCCGAUGAUGUCGGGAGGGCGGUCGCCGGGCCACCACCCCUACUCGAACGGUGUUUCGGACGGGAGCGGCGUGGGUGGGGACGGCAGGCUCUUUGCCGGCUCGGCGAUGGUGCCGUCCGUGUCGGAGCCCGACCUGAGCACGGCCGUGAAGACGCGGACGAGGGCGAACCCGGCGCGCGAGAGGCCCGUGUCGGAGCUGUUCGCCGUGCAGGACAGCAUCGUGGAGAGGGAGUUUGUGCUGCGCAACAUGGAAAAGAGAGGCUCUGGGCCAGCUGAGAUUUCCAAACUGGGUCCUAUCAAGCUGGCCGCUCUCAACGGCCUAUCCAUCUCACAGCUGCCCGUGCCCGAGGAGAGCAGGGAGGAGACCGCCAGGGGACAGCUGGACGAGAGGUGCGCGCGCUUGGAGAAGCGGGUGGCGCGCGGCCUCGUGUCGGCCGAGUACGAGUGCAUUCCGCGCACGCGCCCGGACCCCGUCUACAGCACGGCGGAGCUGCCCGACAACCAGGAGAGGAACCGCUUCGGCGAUGUGCUGCCCUACGAGCAGACGCGCGUCGAGCUGCUGCCCAGCAAGGACAACCCGACGGGAUACAUCAAUGCCUCGCACGUGCGGGUGAGGGUAGGUGGUGAGCAGUGGCAUUAUAUCGCCACGCAGGGCCCUCUGCCCAACACCUGCCAGGAUUUUUGGCAGAUGAUUUGGGAGCAGGGUGUGAGCGUCAUAGCCAUGGUCACACCUGAGCAGGAGAGCGGACGGCAGAAGUGCCACCGCUACUGGCCCAAGCUCGGCUCCAAGCGCAACUCGGCGAACUACGGCGACUACCGCGUCACCACCAAGUUCCGCACGGACUCGGGCAGCUACGCGACGACGGGUCUCAAGGUGAAGCACCUGCCCUCUGGGCAGGAGCGCACCGCGUGGCACCUGCACUACCCGGACUGGCCCGACCACGGCUGCCCCGAGGACGUCCAGCGCUUCCUGGCAUUUCUGGAGGAGGUGCAGUCUGUGCGCCGGCACACAAACUCCAUGCUGCCGCCCCAUACCGCGAGCCCGCCCGUGGUGGUGCACUGCAGCGCCGGCGUGGGCCGUUCCGGCGUGCUCAUCCUCACCGAGAUCACCAUCGCCGGCCUGGAGCACAACGUGCAGCUGGACGUGCCACAGGCGCUGGGCGUCCUGCGGGGCCAGCGGAUGCUCAUGGUGCAGACGCUCGCGCAGUACCAGUUCGUCUACCAGGCGCUCAUCCAGUUCCUCAACAACUCGAGGCUCAUCUGACGACGGGCCACCGCCGGGGAGCGACCGGCACCAGGUCGCCAGGGGCCCCCCAAACCUCGUCGAGAGGCCGAAGUUGUCCUUCGCAGGGGUUCCUGGCCGCGGCCAAAAUGUCUUCUCUGCGCCUUGGGUGCUCGCCGCUUCCUCGGGGUUCUGCCGCAGAGGAGCGGCGUCACUUGGGAUGAACUUCCCCGGCGCUUCUCAUUCGGAGGAGCGAAUUGAAAAGGAAACUGAAACUUGUUCCCGUGCCGAUCUGCCCUCUUGGUGCUUUACGCUCGACAAUGUAUGUUUGCCGCCCAGCAUUGCAGUAAAGUUGUUUUGAGAACUUGAGCUUUUACAAUCCUGAGAACGGGGUGCUUCCGUGAAUGAAAUUUUUUUGUAUUCUGUAUCUAAGCAUCGCAAUGAAACGCGAGGAAACCUAUCCCGAGGAUGAUACUUCUCGCCAAAUGAAGCUUUGGCUGCUGCAGCAUCAGCCUCCGGAGCGGUUGUGGGGCGACAUCUUUUGUAAUCGGAAGUUUUUAGCUCUCUCGUUAAACCGGCUCUUUUAUGCGUGGUCUUUUUUUUAUAUAAGCAAAAGAAAAAGUCUUCCCAUGAACUGGCUUUUGUAGAGUCUCUUUUUCGAUGAAUUGUAUUGAUAUUUCUUAGUCCCCCGUGAGUUCCGAUUGGUUGUUUUUUUUUUAGGCCACUUACAUCUACUUUAGCGAACGAGUGUCGAGUUCAGUGUUUGUUUCUGCCGACGCUUGGAAGCAGUUCCAUGUCUUGGCUCAGUCCUGGCCCAGAGCUUCUAAAUGAUUGAUGCUUCUUCAGUCAUUCCCACGGCCCACACGCAUAGGCCAGCAACUCUUUCUUCGACAUUCAGCUGCUAAUUAAAGAUGGUUUAAACGUGUAGGUUCCUAUUUGCUGCCGUGCUGCGUUUGUGUCUCCGAUAAUUUACGUGACCUGCCAUAGCAGUCAAGGGCGGUUGGUCGGUCGAUGCAUUUGUUAGACACAUAUGAAAUGCCCUGUAUACAUUUAGCAGUAUUAUUUACACGUCUUCUCGCCUGCCUGUGCAUUUACCGUAAGGCAGCUAAAUAUUUACACUCGUGUAAGUUUUUUUUUUCUUUCGUAUUGUUUUUCGUCGGGAGUCUGACGGAACCUUUUUGCCACAAAACUCGUACAAAUCCGAGUCCGCCGCUAACAACGACCUUGAUAAACAUUGGCUUGAAUUCGAUUGCAAUGUGAACUGCGUGUAUUGAACUUCUAACAUGAAGUUCCAUGGGGCGGUUUCAUUGGGGCACCAUGGUGGCGAGAUGUUAACCACCCCACCGAGUAUACAGGAGGUCGUGGGUUCAAUCCUGACCCUGAUGCCUGUAUAUUUGGACUUUGCAUGUUCUCCCCGUGGUCACGUGGAUUUUUUUCUCUGGGUCCUCUUGUUUUUAUUUUUCCCCCCUCCACAUUGAGAAUUAACGUGCGUCCAGAGUAUUUGUCGACUACAAAUUUCCACAUAUGCCACUUCGUUGAGCUAUCACUUGUGGCCAGAUCUCUUCUGAAAAAUAGCUGGUACAGCUCUGUGGGCCUUACCUGGUAAAUAAAAUGUUUUUAUAUAUAUAGUUUAGUUGAAUAGUUUUAAAAUGCCCUGGCCAGUUGCUGUCAUUGCUCCCCCGCGGAUUGGGAAUGGUGGCAACUUUUGACGGCGUAAAAGCCGCGGGACCCUCUCAGCUUUAAAGCAGGUGGUUCUUAACCUGGGGAUGCACGCUGCACCCCUUGGGGGUGCGAGAUGCCCUUUCUGAGGGUGCGAGGCAUGGCAGAUUUAUUUAGAAGGCAAAUAAAUCGAAACGCAAAUCAAGCACGGGCACGCAAGUGCAACUACUUUGUAUCAUCAAACCUUCUAUGUAUUUAUUAACGCAACAUUUGUUGUACGACUGAGAACUAACGGGGUGCAAAGCUGCAGUAAAGGUUAAGAAUCGCUGCUUUAAAGGGAUCGCAGGGCGUUGUUGCCGUCGUUUUGUACGGGAAGUCUUCCACUUGCGCUGCCCCCGUUUCCGUCGUUUCACCGUAACAUCGCCGACGAAUUGAGGGAACGCAAUUCGAUUCACGGCAGCGUUUGUUUUAAACGCUUGAAACGCGAAAAGGGGAGCGAGCAGUAGCAUCCUGGGCGGUGUACGCGACGACGCGCUACGCCACGGCGCUCCCAACGAGGGCGCCCCCAAGCCUCAAGUGUUUACAACAUCGCCAUACUGUGACGUGCAUGCGUUGGGCUUAUUUCGCACCGUACGUACGUAUGCCGUGUUGAACUUUCCGCACCGUGCGUAGCCAACUGUGCUCAUCGGAGGUGCGGGGGAAGGGCAACAAACUUGGACACAAGAAGCAGUUCUAAAAUAAAUUAGUUUUUCAAUCUGGAUCUGAAAGUGCAUAGCUCCAGUGGUUCUACUACUCUAUCUCUCUAAAUGCAAUCUCCGCCGCCAUCUCUAAAAUUACGUAUUUGAACUUUUUAGGGGGGUAUCUUUUGCUAUCUUUUUGAUACUUAAUAUUUUUCUGAAAAUUCUGAACCAAAACAUUACCCCCCCCCCCCAAAGGAACGUAUCGUAAAUGUGUAUACACAUUAAGUCAAUGGUAAGUUCAGUUUAGAUUUGCGAUGUGUACCAGGGACACAUUCCCCAACGUAAAUGGAGGACUUACUGUCUUAAGUAAGAAACACAGCUUACACGAUUCAUCAGUAGAGCUUAGUCUCCCUUUUGUCAAUCAUCGUCGGGAGAACAAAUUUGUAUUUUAAGUGUUUGUGUAUAUUGUACAGCAUAUAUAUUUUAAAAUGUUCAAAACAAUUACCAAAGCUUUGUGGGACCACAAAUGUCCAUGUACUCAUACUAUGUACCUCAGUGAUGCAUCCAUCAAUCCACUUAGCACUUAUUCUCUGAGAUUAAUAAAGUGUGCUAUAAUUGCCAAUGCUAUUGCCAUAGACAAAAAAAUGUUAAACAAAAAUGAAUAUAUGUAUUGUAAUGAUGAAAAAAGCUGGAGACAAUUUUACAAAUAUUUAUCAUUGGGCAUAGCAGGUCGGUUACCUGCAAAAUGCAGUGCUGUUGGGAACCAAAAGAGGUUUUACCUUUUGAAUUAAUUUCAAGGUAAUCAUCUCUGAACUAGUAUCCUGGCCAUGUUUAAAUCAAGUGCAGUAAUGGUGGUAUGUCUUUAGUGUUAGAUAUGACUUCACUAAGAAGUCAUCUUUAAGGUUAACAUUUUAAAUUUUAGAACAAGGCCAUUUUUUUUUAAACAUUGACAUCAGAUAAUCAUACAGACCCACAGUUUUAUAUUGGGGUUUGAACUAAGCGAUGAAUUGACACGAUUCAAGGACAAUUCAUCAUUGAAUGCAAGAACUGAAUCCUAACGUGUGGUGAAUGGUGGUAGCGCCUCUUAUGGCUGCACGGGUGACUUGAACCCAUUGCAUACCACGUGUACAAUUGUAAAUAUUUAACAUUUUCUGAGCAUUAAAUGUGCCUAUCACAAGAUGGACAAUGAAUCGAUGCAUUAUUGUCCGACCCUUGCUGGGUGCAAUAUAGCUUACAGCUAUUAGAACGCUGCCUAAAAAAAUAAAAAAAUAAACUAUAAUUGCGCAAUUAACAAGGCAUGAAUUGUUACUACCCAUGACACCAUGCAUAAAGUUGUUGGGAAAUAUGUUACGAGUAUUAAUUUUGUAAACCCAGUCUAUUCAAUUAUUUAAUGCGCUUGGUGUUAUCAACAUUUCGCCUGUCGCCGCAGACAGCCGGCAGUUGUGAAUUAUAUUAAUAGAGCGACACAAGCAACAUCAUUACGUGAUGACCUCUUGCUUCGUGUCCGAUGUUACUUACUCCCUUCAUCUACCAAGGACUUUAUCGCUUUUGUUUUUGGUUUUUAGGGCAGCUUUCACGUCCUUUGCCCGUUGGACGACAAAACGAACGCGACAUUCGCAACGCCAAAAUGUUCAGACAAACAACCAACAAUGAAGUCAAGGAAGGAGCUAUUAAUUGGUUGGCGCACCGGCUCGUAAAGGCACAGACAAUCGAUGACUAAUGAGGGCUCGCUCAAGUACAAUCCGCACCUCUGUCCAAACACUCAAAACGUGCGGCGCAACCCCCCCACUACCCCCCCCCCCCACCCAUCUCCUUAAAUAGCCGUCAGCUGAAGAGGCGGUGGGGAAAUGACAGAUUUUUUUUAAAAACAAGUCGGCAGGAAUGAGCAGCGAGCGACGCCGGGGUUACUAGCAAAGAGCAGAGCGAGAGAGAGCGGCAGUUGCGUAAAAUUUGACUCGCAGCAAAGAGAGGAACGCCCCGGCGAACGUGGGUUUCAAAUCGGUCGUGCUGCGCAGACUUCCAAUGAGUCUCCAGGGGCGCUGUCACGGCGCGAUGUCCGACGUUUCGCUGCGCGUGCUGGGGAGAUGUUUUUUUUUUUAAAGAACCGACGUUGUGCCGGGACGACACGCGGUAACAUCCCCCCCCCCCCCCCCCCCCACGGAUAACCGGCAUCCCCCAGAGAGCUGGGACACAAUUGGAUAUCGCCAUCACAGAUGGUCCCGUCGGCUCCGGUCCGUAGAUUUAAUCUCGCGGUAACCAAUCCACGUGCACGCGGUAACCAAUCCACGUACACGCUGUGCCAAUCCACGUGCACGCGGUAACCAAUCCACGUGCACGCUGUGCCAAUCCACGUGAACGCGGUAACCAAUCCACGUGCACGCGGUAACCAAUCCACGUGCACGCUGUGCCAGUCCACUUGGCACGCUCUGCCAAUCCACGUGCACGCUGUGCCAAUCCACAUGAUCGCGGUGUCAGGCAAGGGCUCACGCACGGGCGGCAAGCCGCGUGGUGUUUCCCUUCGGCGUCCGCCUAACUGCCCGGCCGUGUCGAGGAAUGUUUCACGUUCUAGUGGUAGGGCGGGCGAGGGAGCUAGCAGCUGUUGGCGUUGCUUACCCGGAGCCAACAGAGCAGCAUUGAUAACUGCCUUGGACAAAAAAAUGUUACAUCUCCUCCAUUAGCCACAGCCAAUAACCACUCCCCCCCCCCCCCGUGUGGGCUCCUUUGUAUUUUUAAGAAACAAAAUGCCAUUCAUAAACGAUUGUAUUUAAUUGUGCAUAGUAAUAUUAAAUCGCAGUAAAAAAAACACAUGAACACCCUUUGGUAUGAUACAAUGUUGUUGUUUUUUUAACGUUAAAAGAGAUACGCUGUGCUUUGUUCGUUUGCAGUAUAAAAUAAUCAAAAAUCGAACAGCGUGUAGAGCGUUAGCCGUAAUCGUUUAUAAUUUGUGCAAAUCUCCUCUAAGCUAUGCAUGUUUCGCUUUCACCUAUUUAUUACGAUAUCGUCGUGGGCUUCUUGGUGGGUUCCAAACAAAUAUUGUUAUUAUUCUUUUGUUUCUUCCAACCUUUUAUUUGUAACCAAAAAAUAAAUAAACUGUGAGGUCACUUGACAGUAUUUUUUUUGUAAUCGUUCAGUAGACCUACCCGCGCUUGUGCAAUUUAGCUAAGCUUUAAAAAAACCCACACAAACCCCCUCCCUCCUUCUCCCCUCCCUUUGGAACCCCUCCCCCCCCCCUCCGUGUUCCGUAUUUCACUAUGUUAUUUCACUUUGUUUCGUGUGUACAGACUUUUUUAUAUAUAUGUCAUUCGUAUAUGCAGAAUAACCGCGGUGGAGUGGGGGGGGUGUACAUAGUCCUUCAUAAAAGACACAAGUAAAUGAAAUGUUUUGUGUAUUGAAUCUUUACAAAGUAAUAAAAUGUCCUUAUUGAAUGUAUAACUA